Messenger RNA from Adineta steineri, 546 nucleotides. The record is from the annotation of a GenBank genome assembly. Lineage: Eukaryota; Metazoa; Rotifera; Eurotatoria; Adinetida; Adinetidae.
AUGGUAUCAAUAUCUGGUAUAACUUAUUCUUUAUUAAUUCAAGCAAUUAGUCGAUUAUUUUUUUCAAUAUUUUAUUCACAUAAAUUUUUAUUAAAAAAACGUAUCCAUUGGAUUUUAAUAUUUUUCAAAUGGUUAAUAUGUUUUAUAAUUGGAAUUCAACCACUUUUUAUUGAACAUGGUUUUGAACUUGUCCGAGAACAUCGAAUGUGUAGAAUAAAAACAAAUAAAUUAUCAAUAGCACCAUAUUCUAUUUGUAUUGUUUAUGUUUUCGCAGGAUUAUUUGCUUGUAUUUGUUUAACUUUUAUUCGUAAGAAUUUAAUAGUUAUGAAAAAUAUCUUAAUUAUUUUAAAUAUUCUUAUGUGUGGUGGAACACCUUAUUUAAUUCUUAUGAUUUGGGAUUUAAUAGACAAUGGAAGUGCACCAAGACAAUUAUAUUUUUUAUCAGUUAAUUCAUUAGUUUCAGCUACAACUCUUAUGAUAAUUGUUACAUUUUAUAAGAAUAAAACAGUGAAAAAAAUAACAUUGAAAUAUUUAUCCGGACAUUAA